Callorhinchus milii (elephant shark) is the source of this 2594-nucleotide messenger RNA. RefSeq lists its product as uncharacterized. The record is from RefSeq and is a predicted model, not a curated record. The coding region runs from base 439 to 1896 and encodes 485 amino acids. NCBI's taxonomy places the organism in Eukaryota, Metazoa, Chordata, Chondrichthyes, Chimaeriformes, Callorhinchidae. The transcript has 9 exons.
GUGUGUUCACAGGCUGUGUGUGUGUGUUUACAGGCAGUGUAAAGAAAAUGCCCAUAACACACAGGCUGCACCAGGCUCUGGACAGUGAGUGAGGGACUGCUCCUAGUCCUGCCUGGUUCAAGCUGCUUGAAUAAUUAUUAGUAUCACAAGACUUUGCUCUCUUAUUUUUCUUUGACUGUUCAAAAAAAUUUCACCCCACUCCCCCCAAAAAAUCCCAGAGUGUCAACACUGGGCCAGUUAAGUCGCUGAUAAAAGAGAUUGCUAUUUACUAUCUAAUAAUAAAAUUAUUUUAGGAAGGCCAAAGAGGUGGUACUUUCUGAGAUAAAUGAACACGUACCUUUAGAACAAGUAACAUUUCUGACUGUCAGUUUCUGCCAUAGAAUAAGGUUGUGCAGUAUUUUGUUUCUACAUUUUUCCAGGCUUUGCUUCAUUGAAAAUAUGAAAUCGUUAAACGAUGCACAUAAAGACUACUUAGACCCGAAGAAAAAAACACUCCGAGAGGUUCUGAAUGGUUUUGAGAAGGAUCAAAUGGUUGAUAUUUUGACCCUCACAUCUGGGUAUUUGAACCACAAUAAUCUCUGCAAAGUACCAGUGCACCAUGCAAAUCAAUCAUGGGAAUGUGCAAAAAAGUGCAAUCCCUUUGUAAAAAGAAGAAUCUGCUUACCUCCCCAACCCCAAGUAAAUGAAAUAAAAGUAAAGGCAAUGGAAGAUGCCUUAGUAAACUUCACUCUGGUGACCAGUACAGUGUCAAUGUUUCCUGCAACUAAAUCUCCUUGUCUCAACCACUUAGAUCUUAAAAGCUGUGUUGCUUCUCCUUUAACACCUUAUGGCUCACAAACCUCCGACACUCAGACCCGUUCGCGAAGCUCUUUCCUCAGUGAAGAACUAAAGUUAGCUGAACUAAUGCUGUUAAAAUCUCGAUCGUUGCGAUGUGGCACGUAUCACUCAGAGCAUGAUAGAGGCCAGUACCAAUUUGUUAAGUCCUACGUGGCUGGGGUGACCAAAAAGGACCAAUUCAAUAAAUUUGUGGCAUUUGAGAAAACAAUUCUACGGAAGCAGGAUAUCCUCGAUAAGAACGUAAUCUCUGGACACAAAGCAGUGGAGCAACAUGAAUGGAAGCUAUCACAGGAACUCAUGAAAAUAGGUGAUAUUAAAGGACCAAACUUCAUUCGCCUGCGAAUCUUCAGUGAUGUGUUUGAAGACAUCUGCAGAGACUCACCAUCAUUUUGCAUAAUCUUGAGGGAAAUCAAGGCUGAAUAUGAUGGGUACCUCGCGUCAAUUUUGGAGUCACAGCCAUCGGAUCAAUGCAAGAACUUUCUAGCUCAGUUUCAAGGUAUGGACAGCAGAACAGUGAGGACCCAUCAUGUGGAGGAGGCUCAACAAGAAGUUUCAAGGCUUGAGCAGAAGGCAAAAAUUGCUCUGGGAUGGAAUGAUCAACGGAGAACUGAACUGGAGAAUCAACUUGAAGAAGCCAAGAACUUGGUUGCCCAGAAAGAAACCUUAAGUAAGCCAGUUACAGAGCCUCAAGUAGCAAAAGUGCUGACUGUUCAAGAACAGGUGAUGUUACUGAGGAGUAAAAUUAUCAGAACUUUGAAACAGAUUGACUCACUGGAGGAUAAUCUGAGCACCAUGAUCCCAAUUCAAUUAUCUAAAGCUACGAAGACCUCUUUGAAAACAACUAAGGUUGAAAAUGUAAAACUGGAGAAAUCAAACAAGUUUAUUCAAGGAGCAACAAAGAAGUUUGCAAAUAUAAUCCAUAGAGUACUUCAUAAAAACGGAGUGGACAUAAGGGAGCAAGAGAACUUGUGGAGCAGUAUCAAAACAAUGGAUCUUGUUGAAAGCCAAACUGACACUGAUCUCAAGUCACCCAACCUAUGUCCGAAUGACAAUUUCUAACCUUGGGUUUUGCUGACAUUGCUACUGGUCUGAAUGUAGAUGCUAUAUAUAACCUAUGAUUAAAAAAAAGUGAUGGGAGAAAAGAGUGGGGGGGNUGGAAGUAUAAGUUUUAUAUAUAUAAUUCAUGUUUUCAUGUUUUUUACACAUUGUGAAAGAUUUAAAAUUUUUGAUUUUAACUUUCUUAUUUCUGUCCUUUAACAAUAAUUUAGUGAUGUGAUAACUAUACUAAUAACAGAAUUUAGGAACUUGGGCGGAAUGGAAAACGCCAUAAAAACAAUAUGUUUGUUUGUAUGUAAAGGAGAUGAUCUUGAAUCUGUACAAGAGAUUGUGCAAAUUUUGACAUUGUAUAUGUAGUCAUCAACUUUAUAUUUGAAAAUACACUGGAGUAAUAAGAAAAUAUUUGUGUACUUUCAGGAGCACAGCAAUGGGAAGAGAAUAUUUAGCCAUUUGAACCUGUUUUAUCAGUCUGUUAGAUCAUGGCAGAUCUUUUAUCCAAAUUGCCUGCUUUUUCUCAAUAGGACUUUAAAUAUCCUUACUUCCCGAGUAUCUCUCCUUUUAAACAUCCCAAUUGGUUUUGCUUCUCUUCUGGGGCAGAGCAUUCUAUGUUCCAUUUCUACUUUCAGAAUUUUUCAAGAACACAGAAGCUGUAAGAGAAAUUGAUUAUAUAAAUUAAGUUUGUUUUCCAACUUGAUGCUGUA